Xiphias gladius (swordfish) is the source of this 4793-nucleotide messenger RNA. Its product is annotated as cadherin-24-like. Gene Ontology annotation, cellular component: plasma membrane; catenin complex; adherens junction. The record is from RefSeq and is a predicted model, not a curated record. Lineage: Eukaryota; Metazoa; Chordata; Actinopteri; Istiophoriformes; Xiphiidae. The transcript is spliced from 14 exons. Gene Ontology annotation, molecular function: calcium ion binding; cadherin binding. Gene Ontology annotation, biological process: calcium-dependent cell-cell adhesion; cell morphogenesis; adherens junction organization. Bases 299 to 4120 code for a protein of 1273 amino acids.
UAAGUGGACAGACCUCACGUUGAACGCAGAUGAACCUCGGCAUCCUUUCCCACGUUGGAUCGUUUCAGCUCCGGUAAACCAGAGGACCACCGGAGCGCAGCCGGGAGCACACGGUGAUCCUGUGCAGCAUGUGCACUGCAUGGGAAAAUGUGAGAGAAGAAGGGGAAAUGAAGACGCGCACACAUGAAGCGGGAGAAGGAAGAAGACAGUAAAAACACAAGAUGAAGAGUCGUGGAAACCUGCUUCUGGUCAACCAUUCCGUUAUUCUUUGAAACAAAGUGAUCAGUGAACCUCAGCUAUGGCAGCACAUAUUGUGCUUCUUUUCCUUUUAUUCUGUAAAGGGGAAAGAAAUUGCAUUUCAGUGGUCGUUGGUCUUUCAGAGGAAGAUCAGAAUUUGCCAGUAACAUUAAGCAAAAGACAACAAGUUUUAGCACAUCCUGAGUCCAUGGACAACUUUUUUGUGAGAAUUAAACAACUGGAGAGCCAGCUUCAGAAUAAAAAGGAUGAUAUAAGAACCCUUCCAAAUGUGGCUUUUAAACUAGAUGACAGAGACCCUAAUGAUUUUGACUUUAAGAGCAACGCAGCGAGGAAAACAGUCAUACUUAAACAUCCUGAAUCUGCUGCAAAAUCCUUAAUACCUAAACAUAUCCGUGAACUCACUGUAAACUAUGAGAAUAAGAGCAAUUUGACUAAUGGAGAGGUUGAAGGUUUAAUUAACGAUCACAGUCUAGAGCAGAAUUCAGAAGAGGAGCACUCUCUCCAGCCUGAGCUCCAUUUGGAGACAGGUGUCGGUGAGGUUUUGCCUGAGAAGACACAAGGCGGCUCUAAAUGGGUCACGGAGUCUGAAGACGGUCGGUCGGGGCCUCACUCUCGCCGCCGGAGGAGCUGGCUCUGGAACCAGUUCUUUGUGAUCGAGGAGUACAGAGGGCCCGAGCCCGUGCUCAUUGGACGGCUGCACACAGAUAUGGACAAAGGAGACGGUCGCACUAAGUAUUUGUUGGAGGGAGAGGGAGUGGGCUCUGUGUUUGUUAUUGACAGCAACACAGGCAACAUACAUGUCACCAAGUCCCUGGACCGCGAGGAGAAGGACCAGUACCGUCUCAUUGCAACGGCUACAGACCGUCAGACAGGCCGAGCCCUGGAGCCCUCCUCUGAGUUCAUCAUCAGAGUGCAGGACAUCAAUGACAACCCGCCCGUCUUCCCCAAUGAAGCCUAUGUCGCCAUGGUGCCGGAGAUGGCCAACAUCGGCACUUCCAUAAUCCAAGUCACAGCCAGAGAUGCUGAUGAUCCAACAUAUGGAAACAGUGCCCGGCUGGUGUACGCCAUCACUCAGGGCCAGGACUAUUUCUCUGUGGAUCCUCAGACAGGCAUCCUGCGAACAGCCGUACCUGAUAUGGACAGAGAGACUCAGGAUGAAUAUCUGGUCGUCCUCCAGGCCAAAGACAUGGGUGGGCAUCUGGGCGGAUUAUCAGGGAGUACAACCGUCACGGUGAAGCUGAGCGAUGUCAACGACAACCCCCCUCACUUCAGACGGAGUGCGUGGUCAUUCUCUGUAUCUGAGCUAGCAGCACCAGGUGUGGAGGUGGGCCGUCUCACCGCCACCGAUCCUGAUCUGGAAGAAAAUGCACUGCUGGAGUUUGCUAUUCUGGACACAGAGGAGGCCGAAAUAUUCAAUAUAACUGGAAGGGACCAAGAGGCUGUAAUUGCACUGAACAAGCUGCUGGAUUAUGAGGCCUGCAGUUCAUACACUUUCUCCGUGGAAGUUGCCAACCCUUUAGUGGAUGCCCGGUACCUAAGGAAAGGUCCCUUUAAGGACCAGGCAACAGUGCGGGUCAUGGUCCUUAAUGCUGAUGAGCCACCGCGAUUCUCCCAGGCUCUGUACCAUCUGGAUGUGUCUGAGAACUGCCCCCCUGUCUGCUCUGUUGGCCGCGUCUACGCUGUGGACCCAGACACAGGACAAAGCACCAACAUCAGGUACUCCAUCGAUCCCCAGUCAGACCCUGAGGCUCUGUUCCGCAUCGCCUCUGACACAGGCUUUAUCAGCACAGUGAUGGAGUUGGACCGUGAGCUGGAGCAGUGGCAUAAUAUCACUGUCAUCGCCACACAGAGGGACAAUCCAAAUCUUGUGUCAAGGGUUGUGGUUGCCAUAGAGACACUGGACCAGAAUGACAAUGCGCCGGAGUUAGACAGGCAGUACACAACAUCUGUAUGUGACUCCAGUGUCCCCGGUCAGGUAGUUCAGGUUCUGCGAGCCAUCGACAGGGACCAGGGAGGGCAGGACACCCCGGUCCACUUUAGCAUCCCUCCAGAGUCCAGCUCUGCACUCAACCUCACUAUCAGGGAAACUGGAGGUGUGACAGCCAGCCUGGUGCUCCAAUCAGCCUUGGAGCCCCGCCCUGGCUUCUCCUCAUCCUUACUAACCCUCUACGUGCCAGUUGUGCUACGCGACGGAGCCUCUGGCCUCACCAACACUGGUACGGUGACCGUGACCAUUUGUCCCUGUCUGCGAGGGGGCAUGCAGACAGAGGACAGGGGGAGACAGAGGGACAGGAGAUGGGAGAGACACAUGGUUUGUCUGCCCAUGCCGUCCACCUCUCCGUCUCUCAUAUUCAGUUUGGUCACCUUACUGGCCAUGCUGGCUUGUGUCACCACUCUGCUGGUGGUGUGUGCACUCUCACUGUCAUUGCGCCAUCAGAAGCGAGACUCCCACUCACCCUUCGAGGAGGAUGAUGUCAGGGAGAACAUCAUAUCCUAUGAUGAUGAGGGGGGAGGGGAAGCAGACACCGCAGCUUUUGACAUUACAGCGUUGCAAAGCAUGCACAGAAUACAGCACAUGCACAACAGAAACAUAUGGUACACCCAGCAGAAUCCGCCGAGGGCCAGGACGUACAGCUGGAGCCGUAACCCGCGCCCCGGCCUGGACCCUGAGCAGCGCCCAGGCUCGGCUCCACUCUACGGACGCCUCUGCUACGGCAUCCACACGCUGCCUGUUCUUAGAGAUUAUCCGGCCGGGCCACUGGAGGCAGGUCUGCAGCUAACGCAGCUGACCCAUGGGCUCACUGGAGGUCAUAUCGGCAAUUCCCUUGUCAUCCAGAACCAGAGCACCUUUGAGCCUCUGCUGCACUCUCCUGAGAUGAGCCCUGGCAGUUAUGAAGCAGAACACAUGCUGGGGAAGAGUACAGUUACCGACGGAAAUUUAGGCAGCGACGCAAAUGCAGCUGAUACAAAAGAAAAUCGGGAUGAGGCCAAGACAAACCCCACAGAGUCAGAGCUGACACCAGCCAGCGACGCUGUGAAUGUGACCUACUGUGACCCAACUGAGUCUUCAUGCCAAAGUCACACCAGCUCCUCAUCAAACCAGCAAGAGGGGCGACCGGGGUCAUCGCAGACUCAGAUCAGCACGGCAGCCACCAGCUGCACAAUAGAUGACAUCGAUACUGAUUCCUCCAUUCCCUCCGUUUCAGAGCGAAAUUAUUCAAAUGGUAGUCAGAUCAACUCUGUAAACCCUCCUGUUUACCUGAAAGGAGACACAUACAGCAUUGUGGGCUCGCUGAAUCCAAACAGCAGAGGGACGUGUAUGAACGGGUCUAGCAGCAGCGGUUUAUACCCAGCAGGGGUGCAGCUACUGAACAUGUGCAGACUCCAGAGAAAGGAUUUGACCCCACAGCUUUUGCCCUUACCUGCGGGUGUGUUGGGCAACAGCAGAGGCUGGCCAUUGGGGGCCGAGCCCACGAGAACAGAAGCAGCCAACCCGCAGCCUCUCCGGAUGGAAGACCUCCUGAAUAUCCGUCUGGAUCAGGUCACCUCUGACCUGUCGCAGCCGCCCUAUGACUCACUGCAGACUUAUGAGUUUGAGGGCCGUGAUUCAAGAGCUGAGUCACUGAGCUCACUGGAGAGCGACGGAGAGAAGGACGAUGGGACAGUGGUGGGAGGGAUGGAGGAGUUAAACCAGAAGUUUCAGAGGCUGGUGGAGAUCAUCCAAGAGAGGGAGAAAGAGAAGGGAGGAGAGGGAGGAGAGACACGGGCAGCGGAAGGACUUGAGACUGCAGAGGCUACUCUCAUUGAGACUCAUAAACAAACGGAGGACAAAGAAAAAGAACGGCAGAGAUGGGAUUUCUAGACUGCAAAAAAAGAAAAGUUCAAAGACGGGAGAACUCUCUUGACAGUGAUGGAUUUUUAAACACAGCAGGGGUGGCAAAAUACACAGCCUCUGACAGGAAUCUUCUUGUCGCCGCCCCCCCCCCAGGAAAAAUCCAUGAGGCUGACAGCAUUGUGGAGAUUUGUGGCGGAAUCAGUGCACAGCGCAUAGUUUUCACCUCCACUAUGUUUAGAAAAUGCAUAUGGAAUCUGUCACUUUUCACACUUGCAACUGAUAUUAAUAAUGCACUUGGGCUUUCAAAGCGAAAGUUAUGAAAAAUUAACUUUUUUUGAAAUAUUGAUUCUGAGCCCUUGAAAGCUGCAUUGUUAGAAAAUAGGCCUCAUUAAAUAUUGACUGGAAUUGUGACAUUUAAUAUUGAUAGUUUAAUAGCGGCACCCUCACUAGGACUCCUUGAAUUUGAAUACACAUAUUUGCAUCACAUUUGCAUCAGAAUUGGAGAGUUUUAAAAUCAACACGAGCAUACAGUACUGUGGGUCUACACGGCCACGUGUUCAAAGAGCCACUCCAAUGAAUCUAACUGUAUACAUUCAUAUUCUGUAGCUCUGAAGCAAGAGUACAACUCCAGCAAGUAGUCACCAUUACAGCAGCAGAAUCUGCUCACUAUGCAAUUUGUGCACAGUUAGAAAUGAUUACA